Molecule: messenger RNA, 885 nt
Organism: Vicia villosa (hairy vetch)
Lineage: Eukaryota; Viridiplantae; Streptophyta; Magnoliopsida; Fabales; Fabaceae
Exons: 3
Source: RefSeq, a predicted model, not a curated record
AUGGCUAACAACGUGACCGCUACCAGAGAAGCUACAAGGCGUACUCACACUUACAGUUUCCAUCGCGAAGGCUUGAUUCAGUUGGGGCAAUUGGGUGGAUUGAUCACUGGUCAUAAUAAAACUGUGUUCACUGAGAAUUAUGGAAACAUCUUGACUCUUUUGGACUCACACGUCGACGAAUGGGAGAAACCUGAUUUGAACAACAUUGCCAACGCUCUUUAUUUGAGCAUAGAAGACGUUCUUGGGAAUUGGAAGAAGAAUGGUAGCACUCAGGGUUUCUAUAUGAGUUUCUUGGUUGAGAAGGCCCAAGAGUUGGCUAGCAAAAAGAUGUGGGAGGCCUUCAACGCCCUUCUGGCCGUUUUGAUUUAUGGGAUCGUGAUGUUCCCUAACAUUCACAAGUUCGUUGAUCUGGCUGCUAUAUGUCUUUUUGUGGAGAAGAAUCCGGUCCCUACUUUGCUAGCCGAUACGUACUAUUCUGUUCACUCUCGAUAUGGGAAAGGAGGAGCCAUAAGAAAUUGUUUGCCGUUGUUAUACACCUGGUUUAAGUCCCACCUGCCUACAAGUGGUCCUUUCAUUACUUCUACUCAGAAAUGGCCUCAAAGGAUCAUGGGGCUUACCGGAAAUGACAUUGUCUGGUGUCCUACUGGGAUGGACGUAGAGAAAGUUAUAACUAGUUGUGACAAGCCUUUGGACAAAGAGAUAUUCGAGUCCGUUUGCUUUGAGAAGGGAACCGAUCCAAAGGGUCUAGAGAAAGUGAGGAGUGCCUGGAAUAGCAUCCAUACAAAUGAUCAGAUUUCUCUUGGUGAAAAGAAUCCCGUUGCCAGACAAGCCUACACAGAUUGGGUUGAAAAUAGAGUUAAAGAUCGCCUGUUGCCUUUCCCGAAG